GACGGGGUUGGGAUAUAUACAUGUUUAGCUACUGGACAGAUUGAUCCUGCUCUCGACUCUGUGUUUGGAUUUCUUGAGUGACUUUGAUUGCAGGAAUUGAGAAAUUGUCCGUAUUCAUAUAAAGGUGCCAUCCUUCGGCAGAAUGAUGUUCCUGGCCUUUGGCCUCUUCUGCCUGUUGUGCUGUAAUGCAGUUCAGCUGGAAAGACGCAGUCCGAGACCCCUUGCAGCCAGAAGGCAAAAUGAGACCGCUGUCCAAACCAAAGCACAGGAGAUCCCUUGCAAAGCGAUCCCGCUGGAUUUUGUCUUUGUCAUCGACAGCUCCAGAAGCAUCCGUCCCAACGACUACGAGAAGGUCAAGACCUUCAUCAUCAAUCUGAUUCAGUUCCUUAAGAUUGGUCCUGAUGCCACACGGGUUGGUCUGCUCCAGUACGGCAGCGUUGUCCAGCCUGAGUUCUCCCUCAAGACCUACACCAACAAGGCUGACGUGGAGCAGGCGGUGAGGAACAUGGAGCACCUUGCCACAGGGACCAUGACCGGUCUGGCCAUCCAGUACACCAUGGACACUGCCUUCACAGAGGAAGAGGGAGCUCGACCGGCGAGCCUGCAAAUCCCACGAAUCGCUAUGAUUGUGACUGAUGGGAGGCCUCAGGACACGGUGGAGGAGGUUGCAGCUCAGGCGAGGCAAGCUGGCAUCCAGAUCUUUGCGAUCGGAGUGGGCAGGGUGGAUAUGAACACCCUGAAGGCCAUAGGGAGCGAGCCACACUCUGAGCAUGUGCACCUGGUGGCCAACUUUAGCCAGAUAGAAACCCUCAUCUCCGUGUUUCAGUCCAAACUGUGUGGAGCCACAGAGAUGUGUGAGGUUGUGGACCAUCAGUGCCAACAUAUCUGUGUGAGCAGCCCUGCUUCGUACAGGUGCAAGUGCAGGAAAGGCUUCACCCUCAACCCUGAUGGCAAGACAUGUAAAGCUGAGGACAUGUGUGCUGUGGUGGAUCAUGGCUGUGAACACAUCUGUGCCAACCUGCCUGAUGGCUACGAGUGUCGCUGCAGGCCAGGCUAUCACCUCAACAUGGACCUGAAGACCUGCAACAAGACUGAUCACUGUGCUGAUGGCACCCACGGGUGUGAACAAGAGUUUAUGAACACCGAAGGCUCCUGUGUGUGUAAAUGCAGAGAAGGCUACACACUCAGGCCUGAUGGGAAAACGUGCAAGAAGCUUGAUCACUGUGCUGAUGGCACCCAUGGGUGUGAACAGGAGUUUGUAAAUACAGAAGACUCCUGUGUGUGUAAAUGCAGGCAAGGCUACACACUCAGGCCUGAUGGGAAGACAUGCAAGAAGAUUGAUCACUGUGCUGAUGGGAAACAUGGCUGUGAGCAGGACUUCACGAGCACAGAAGAUUCGUGUGUGUGCAAAUGCAGAAAAGGAUACACACUCCGACCUGACGGCAAAACAUGUCAGAGUCUGGAUCUAUGUCAGACCGUGGUCCAUGGCUGUGAGCAUCAGUGUGUCAACACCAAUGACUCCUACAUCUGCAGAUGUUUUGAAGGAUUCACGUUGACAGAAGAUGGGAAGAGCUGCAAAAAACCUGAGUGUGGUGAUGGAGUAAUGGAUCUGGUUUUUGUGAUUGAUGGCUCCAAGAGUCUGGGCCUUGUCAACUUUGAGCUGGUCAAACAGUUUGUAAAUGGCAUUGUGGACUCGCUGGACAUUUCCAAGACAGGCACACGUGUCGGCCUUCUUCAGUUUUCCACCAAGGUUCGCACAGAGUUCACCCUGGGCCAGUACACCACAGCACAGGACAUCAAACAGGCUGUGACCCGGAUGCGGUACAUGGGGAGAGGCUCGAUGACAGGGUCUGCCUUACGUCACAUGUUUGAGUUCAGCUUUUCAGCCAAAGAAGGCGCCAGGCCGAACGUCCCACGUGUCAGCAUUGUGUUCACUGAUGGAAGAUCGCAGGAUGAUGUUUCUGAAUGGGCUACUAAAGCAAAGAACUCUGGGGUCACCAUGUAUGCCCUGGGUGUUGGCAAAGCCAUUGAACAGGAGCUGAGAGAAAUUGCCUCAGAGCCUGAUGAGAAGCACCUUUAUUAUGCUGAGGAUUUUGAAAAAAUGGGAGAAAUUACAACAAAGCUAAAGUCCAGGAUUUGUAAGGACAAACCAUCUGAUGUAAACAUGUGCCAGUGUGAGAACGUGAUAAUGUUUCAGAACCAGGUCACUGAGAAACUGAAGAACCUGGAGCAGAAUAUUGCAGCCAUGUCAAAGAAGCUGGAGACACUCGAGAAUCAGCUUGUGCUCAAAUAAAAGGCUGAGAUUUGUCCAUCCCUCCUUUGACCUGCAGCGAAGCAUUCACAGGAUCACUCCAUUCCUGCUCAAUGCAUUGAUGCUUUUUGCAGAAGCUAUUUAUAUACUUUUGUAUACAACACAAUGUAUUCAAUGUAUUUUUGUCUGUAAUGUUCUUUAUGUGAUGCCAAGUAAAAUAAAUAACCCGUUGAGCAGGAAACUCCA
Toxotes jaculatrix (banded archerfish) is the source of this 2497-nucleotide messenger RNA. Its product is annotated as matrilin-2-like. The transcript has 13 exons. The record is from RefSeq and is a predicted model, not a curated record. Gene Ontology annotation, molecular function: calcium ion binding. NCBI's taxonomy places the organism in Eukaryota, Metazoa, Chordata, Actinopteri, Toxotidae. Bases 143 to 2293 code for a protein of 716 amino acids.